UAUUAGAAGCUUAGAAUCUUAUAGGUAUAUGUGCUAUUAAAACUUCCUUAUGGAAAACUUAGACAAUAAUGCUUGGGUAUUUGAUUCCCUUGUCGGAUUUUUACAUGGCCCAGUAUGGAAUGUUCCGCUACAGACAUUUAUAGAAGAAAAAUCGCUUCCGUUUGAACCAACGGACGAUGGGGAAGUUCUAGAUAGACCUGAAUACAAAAAAAUUCAUGACGAAUACAAAAAUUUGGUGGAUGUAAUGCUUGGGUCUUUUAUGGAUGACAUUGGUAUCUCAGCUGAUCAGUUCGAGGCAGCGUGUCGACUAUCGGCCCAUGAUCUUGCUGGCCUCCCGACUUACUUUCAUAAAAGACUCUUUGAACAAAUUUGGGCGGCUAACGACUAUGAAAUGUUUGUUAAAAUGAUGACCCAUAAGAAUGUCGAAUUGCAACUACAGGCUUUAGAACUCAUUGAGAAAAGAUAUGGUGCUAUGCCAAGUUUGUACUCAACCGACACUGAUGACUUUGAUUCGUCGCGAAGUGAUGAAAGCGCAGAGUGGCCCGAUAAUGAUGACGUAAUGAUAGAAAUAAAAAAAUUGCAACUCGAUGAUUUCGAAGUAAAGGAUGAACCUGCAGUGCCACCAGAACAAGUAAUAGCAGAAAAGCAAACACUCUUAUCGAAACUGCAAAGUUUUGAGAAGAAAGAAGAGAAGUCUGUUAAAUUUGACGAAUCCCUGAAAGUGGAUAAACCCAAAAUUAAACCGAGCAUUCCUUUACCUGUGCCAAAAAAGGCGGAGGUAUCUGAAGAGGAAUUAAAAGCACGCCAAGAAUAUCUAAAGCAACAGCGCGACAAGUUAUUAGCGCUUAAAAAACAUGUCCGUGAAAGGCAGCUCGAUGCGGUUGAAAUCGAGACGUCCUCUGGAGGUGGAGAAGGCUCACAAAAGGCACAAAGGCCUAAAUCGGCUCGCAUGGCUCAAGCGGCGCUGGCCGGCUCCGCGCCCGCGCCUCCCCCCGACGCCAUGCAACUGCGAAGGGCGUUAGCGUCUAAACUGAAAACCGAAGUUGUCGAUGGAACAAUCUAAUUUGCCUGACGGCUCGAUCGUCGUUCUUUCUGUACAUUAGUGCGAGAAAUGGUUGUAUUUAAAGCCUCUCAGUCGUGUUAUCUUUCAUGUAGUCAUUAAAAUAUUGGAAAAAUUUGGUCAGGUAUAAUUUGAUCUUUUUUAGGGUUCUAGAGUUAUCGAUAGAUUCUGUCGAAGGGAUGAAUGCAAAUAA
Messenger RNA from Zerene cesonia (dogface butterfly), 1253 nucleotides. Its product is annotated as cilia- and flagella-associated protein 36. The record is from RefSeq and is a predicted model, not a curated record. Gene Ontology annotation, cellular component: axoneme; ciliary base. NCBI's taxonomy places the organism in Eukaryota, Metazoa, Arthropoda, Insecta, Lepidoptera, Pieridae. The transcript has 7 exons. Bases 50 to 1063 code for a protein of 337 amino acids.